Messenger RNA from Aureobasidium musti, 1464 nucleotides. Lineage: Eukaryota; Fungi; Ascomycota; Dothideomycetes; Dothideales; Saccotheciaceae. The record is from the annotation of a GenBank genome assembly.
AUGGUUCAGCUUGGAUCGAUCUUCGGUGCUCUCUUCGCUUUCCCCAUCACCGACCGCAUUGGUAGACUCUGGGCUGUCAGAGAACUAUGCUUGGUCUGGGUCGCUGGUAUCUCCAUCUUCCUUGGUGCUGCUGCCCAUGGCAGUCUUGGCAUGGUUUACGCCGGUAGAUUCAUCGCUGGCUUGGGUAUUGGCCAAACAACAGUCGUCGCUCCCACAUAUCUUGCAGAAGUUGCUCCCAAGUCCAUCCGUGGUUUGUGUGUCGGUAUCUUCUCUGGCUCAGUCUACCUUGGUAUCAUGCUUGGAUACUUCGCCUCGUACGGCACGUCGCUGCACAUCAGCAACCACAACAUGCUUCAAUGGGUGAUUCCCAACACACUUCACCUCUACUUCGCUGCCAUCAUCUUCACCCUGAGCUUCUUCGCCAUUGAGAGUCCCCGUUGGCUUAUCAAGACGAAGCAGCAGGGCAAGGCUGUUGACAACCUCUGCAAGCUGCGUGGUCUUGGACAAGAUCAUGAGCUUGUGCAGUCGGAAGUCAUCGAUAUCAACAGUCAACUCGAACGCGAGCAGGAAGCCACCAUGGGUGCUUCCAAGGUUGGUCUCCUUCGUGAACUGUUUGUCAUGCCCUCGAACAGAUACCGUAUCUUCCUGGCUAUCUUUGCUCAGCUGCUUGGUCAGUGGAGUGGCGCUGGUUCCAUCACUGUCUACGCUCCUCAGUACUUUGCACUCAUGGGUACGACUGGCACACAGGAGAAGCUUCUUGCUACUGGUAUCUUCGGUCUUGUCAAGUUCAUCAGCGCCCUCAUCUGUGCCUUCUUCCUGGUUGAUUUCAUUGGUCGUAAGCGUUCUCUGAGCAUCGGUAUCACGAUCCAGUUCGUCGCUAUGCUGUACAUGGCCAUGUUCCUUUCUAUCGACAACACCAUCGGAGACAAGGGCAAUGUCCAGACGACCAGUCAAAAGCAUGCCGCACAGGGUGCUAUCGCCAUGAUCUACUUCUCUGGAUUUGGUUGGGCUAUGGGUAAGUUGUUCAACUUCAUUGCUGCCAGACCAUCGCUAACAGUAUCUUGUANNGGCUGGAACUCGAUCCAGUAUCUUAUCAACGCGGAAAUCUUCCCCCUCCGUCUGCGUGCUAUCGGUGGAUCCCUUGCCAUGGCAUUCCACUUCGUCAACCAGUACGGCAACUCAAAAGCCGUUCCCGAGAUGUUUGUUGGCAUGACCACAGCCGGCACCAUGUACUUCUUCGCAGCCAUCACAUUGAUUGGUCUCGCCUGGGUGUACUUCUUCCUGCCCGAAACCAGUGGUCGUUCUUUGGAGAGUCUGGAUGCUGUCUUCGAGCUGCCUUGGUACAAGAUCGGAAGAUAUGGCAGCAAGGUCGCUGUGUCGCCUACCUUCAUCGAGGACGACGGUACCAUGGCAGAAAAGAACCAGAAGGUGGAGUACCUGGAGUCGAAACCUCAAGGUGCCUAA